Messenger RNA from Hibiscus syriacus, 692 nucleotides. Its product is annotated as ethylene-responsive transcription factor ERF011-like. The transcript is spliced from 3 exons. Gene Ontology annotation, biological process: regulation of DNA-templated transcription. Gene Ontology annotation, molecular function: DNA binding; DNA-binding transcription factor activity. NCBI's taxonomy places the organism in Eukaryota, Viridiplantae, Streptophyta, Magnoliopsida, Malvales, Malvaceae. The coding region runs from base 71 to 529 and encodes 152 amino acids. The record is from RefSeq and is a predicted model, not a curated record.
GCUUUUUGAAGCAAAGACUCGUCUUGCAUUUAACCUAGCUUCAACAAUCUCUUGUUUUUUGGGUAUUUCAAUGGGAGGUGAUUGUUGUUCGAGUUCAAGUUCAACGAGCGGAGAGAAGCAAAAGCAGAAGGAGAAACCAUUCAGAGGGAUAAGGAUGAGGAAGUGGGGGAAAUGGGUGGCUGAAAUCCGAGAGCCGAACAAGCGGUCCAGGAUUUGGUUGGGUUCUUACACCACGCCGAUAGCCGCCGCUCGUGCCUACGACACCGCCGUCUUCUACUUGCGUGGACCUUCAGCUAGGCUCAACUUCCCCGACCUUUUAUUACAAGACGACGAUCAACUUAGGGACAUGUCUCCCGCUUCCAUACGCAAGAAAGCCACCGAGGUCGGCGCCAAAGUUGACGCUAUACAAACCGGCUCACUUCAUCAUCAUCAUCGUCAUGCUUCUACUUCAUCGGAAUCAUCGAACCCCGGUCGAGUCUUCUCGAAGCCUGAUUUGAACAAGUACCCAGAUUCCUCCGGUGAAGAUUGAAUUGAUAUAAAACAAACCAAAAAAAAAAUCAAAAUCAAACUGUUCAUAAACAUCAGGACGUUGUUUUUUCUGCCUUUUUUAUUCUCUCAUGGAUUAAUAGUUAGUGCUUAGAGAAUAGAAUAAAUAUAGAAAAAAAUGGGUUGAUUCUGUUUGAUAAGGUUAA